CCUCCAUUAAGAACCCUGUCAAAGCAACCUCAUAGCCAGCAACAUGGUUGAGUGGACAGACUUUGAGCGCGCCACAAUCCAAAGCAUCUUCUCAAAGAUGGACUACGAUGACGUGGGCCCCGCGGCUCUUUCCAGGUGUCUGGUUGUGUACCCCUGGACCCAGAGGUAUUUCGGUAACUUUGGAAACCUGUACAACGCCGCUGCCAUCCAGGGAAACCCAAUGGUCGCCGCUCACGGAAAGACCGUCCUGCGCGGACUGGACCGGGCUGUCAAGAACAUGGAUGACAUCAAGGCCACCUACGCAGAGCUGAGCGUGCUGCACUCCGAGAAAUUGCGCGUGGAUCCAGACAACUUCCGGCUGCUGGCUGACUGCCUUACUAUUGUCGUUGCUGCGAGAAUGGGUGCUGACUUCACCGCUGAUGUCCAGGGCGCUUUCCAGAAGUUCCUGGCCGUCGUGGUGAGCUCCCUGGGCAGACAGUACCACUAGAGCCCCUCCACUCCGAGACGGAAGACCACCAGAGGACCAACAAGCCCGGAGGACCAACAAGCUAAGAGAACAAACAAGCGCAGAUCAUUUGUUUAGAGGCACAUGUUGUUCCUUCUACUAAAGCAAAUAAAAUC
Oncorhynchus gorbuscha (pink salmon) is the source of this 621-nucleotide messenger RNA. Its product is annotated as hemoglobin subunit beta-like. The transcript is spliced from 3 exons. Gene Ontology annotation, molecular function: peroxidase activity; haptoglobin binding; oxygen binding. The record is from RefSeq and is a predicted model, not a curated record. Gene Ontology annotation, biological process: oxygen transport; hydrogen peroxide catabolic process. Bases 44 to 487 code for a protein of 147 amino acids. Gene Ontology annotation, cellular component: hemoglobin complex; blood microparticle; haptoglobin-hemoglobin complex. Lineage: Eukaryota; Metazoa; Chordata; Actinopteri; Salmoniformes; Salmonidae.